This is a messenger RNA of Vitis riparia (riverbank grape), 707 nucleotides long. RefSeq lists its product as uncharacterized. The coding region runs from base 59 to 301 and encodes 80 amino acids. Gene Ontology annotation, biological process: positive regulation of stomatal complex development. NCBI's taxonomy places the organism in Eukaryota, Viridiplantae, Streptophyta, Magnoliopsida, Vitales, Vitaceae. The record is from RefSeq and is a predicted model, not a curated record. The transcript is spliced from 3 exons.
UUCAGAUAAUGUAUAGAGUUGGUAUUUAUUAAUCUCUCCAGUCUGUUUCAGGGAAGUAAUGGCCACAGCCAACUUGCAGUUUCUCUUCUCCUCCUUUCUCCUUGCAGCUCUCCUCAUUGCAGGGACUGCAACUCAUUCAGAACUUCUACAUCAACAAGGAGGCUUCAAUUCAUAUCCAUCACAAAGAGUAGUAUCAGUUCAGGGUUCUUGGGUGCUAGAACAAUGGAGAUGGAGGAUGGAGAAAAUGGGGUUCAAGAAGAGAGAUGAUAGGGUCUACAGCCCCAACAUGCACAUACAAUGAAUGCAAAGGGUGCAAGUUCAAGUGCAGAGCAGAGCAGAUUCCUGUGGAUGGUAAUGACCCAAUUCACAGUGCCUAUCACUACAAGUGUAUGUGCCAUAGGUAAUUCAAUGAGUGGCUCCUUUUUUUUUUUUUUUUUGGGUUCUUUUUUGGUAAGUUUUAUAGUCUGGUUAGAUGCAUGUGGGAUGUAGGAGAAAAUAUUGAAGCUAGCAAAGUUUGGAUGAUGAUGAUGAGGUUAUGCAUAAGCAAAUUUUGGGCACUUUUUUAUUUGUAGAUUUAAUAUAGGAAUUUUAAAAGGUUUUUGUAAUUUUCUUUUGAAAUUUUGGCAUGUCUUUUUAGGGGUGUUACUUCCAAUAUUCUACCUGCUAAUUAAUAACUUUCUAAAUGAAAGUACUUUGCUUUUGGUCCA